Molecule: messenger RNA, 1309 nt
Organism: Rubroshorea leprosula
Lineage: Eukaryota; Viridiplantae; Streptophyta; Magnoliopsida; Malvales; Dipterocarpaceae
Source: the annotation of a GenBank genome assembly
AUGGCAUUUAAAAUUUUCACUUUUCUCUAAUAGUUUUUCUCUUUUUCUUCUUGUUGGUUGCCUAUAGAAUUUAUGUUCUGCUGAGCUGAAGAGAGUUACCAUAGAAGAGGUCUUUCUAAUAUUGCCAAAAGUGGAAUUUAUAGCUUGCAAAACGUAAGAUGCUGAUAAGUUUUUGAAUUUUUGUCCUUAUUGUUUCAAUAGAUUGUUAGGACUUUUUGGUCUUUCCCUUCUUUCAAGAGAAAGAAAUGGAGGCAGGCUUAGAAGUGAAGGGACUACUACGUUGGAAAGAGUUGAACAAGUUUUGGUUUACCACAAACAAAGCAAACGAGUUAUACUUUGUUCUGUUAUGAAUGAAGCAGUUUAAGUGCGAGUGAUAGGCUUAAGUGGGGGAAUAAAGAGACGAGAAGGGUGGAGUAAUAAUGGUUGAAAUGUAACAGACUUUACUGAUCCUAUUCUUUGGAAAAUGUACACUCAUAUGCUGAUGGGCAUUUCAAUGUUAGCAACAUCCAUAUAUAUGCAUUGAAACUAUGUCAAAUAGUCAAGGAAGAAACAUCAUUUAUUUAAGAUGUUGAGUGUUUUAAGAAGAACUCCCUUUGCUCCAGUGAUUACCUCAUUCCAUGCAAUCUAUCUCAUCUCAUUAUAGAUUGUGCUAGGCUAGUUGAAAUAGCUAACAGCUCUUCAGAUUGUAUCACAACCAUCUAAAUAAAAUUUUGUUGUGCUGUGCAGCACUUAUAAUCACUAAAGGAAAAUUCUUUUCAUUUUGUUUAUUGUUUCUUGCAUCUAUGUUGUGUAAGUCAUGUGUGUGGAAUGGUUGAAGUUUAAGAGAUAUUUUGUUAGAAACAUUUAUUAUAAGAGUUAUUGAUGAUUUCACUUGAUUAGAUUAUGUGUUGGACUACACAGCCAACAGUGAAUGCAUUCAGUUUGUAUAAUGUUUGUUUCUAUAUGCUUUGGCUUGUUGAAUAUCGUAACUCAGCUUCCAUGCGGCAGUAAAUCAGUGGAGAAAGUUGACAAUGCAGUUUGAACUCGCUGUAGAGCAGAUUUAAGUGAGGAAGGGGGGUUGGAUCGAACACUAUACACCCCAGCGGUGUUUCCACUUGCAAAGCUAAGUGGUACCUCUCCGCCUAUCACAUGCAGAACCUUUGUUUACUAUGCUGUGGCCUUAGCAAUUUACCUAACUUUUAAUGUGUAAUGGGUAAUUUAGAGUAUUUUGUUUAUUGGCCAACGUAAUCUAGAGUGAAGUUAAAUGUUUUAUUGAACUGGAAUUGUUGUAUGUAGCACUUAACCCAAUUAAUAAAAUACAUGCCCUUCA